Lactuca saligna is the source of this 894-nucleotide messenger RNA. Lineage: Eukaryota; Viridiplantae; Streptophyta; Magnoliopsida; Asterales; Asteraceae. The record is from the annotation of a GenBank genome assembly.
AUGGUACAAUCGGAACCUAAUGGACUGUUUGCCAUGGUGGAACUUAACUACCAAUGUGUAUUUACUUUUAAUCUUUUCUUUUACACCGGUGGUGUGAAAAACAUGCUCAAGGAUGUUGACUUUUCUUCUAUGACUUAUUCUAAGUGUGUGACCUUCUUCGAACGUUUCAUGCAUGAAGAUUGUAAAAAGUUGUACUACUGUGAACCAGAUGUUUGCCUUAUGGAAGGGCUUAAUCCUAUUUCAGAUGAUGUGGAAUAUGCUACUUUUAUUUUUGAUGCUUAUGAAACAAACUGUAUAAUUUAUGUUUAUGUGGAUCAUAUUGGGGUUGGUGUUGAUGGGUGGUUUAAUGAUGAAGAUAAUGAUGAUGAUGGACAUGAGUAUUGUAUUGAUGGUGAAAAUGAAGAUAACAUAGAUGAACUUAGGAAUGUUGAGUUGGAAUUUAAUGAGGAUGUAGUGCAUAUGAAUAGGACAUCAAAUGAUCAUUUCUUGAGUAAGUUAUGUGUUGAUGAGGAGGAUGAUAGCAACAUUGUAAAUGAUGAUGAUGGGAGAGUUGUAUAUGUAGAGCACAUACAGUGUGCUAGACAUAUUUUCCAAAAUUUAUCGAAGAGAUUCACAGGGGCCAUCUAUCAUACGGUGUUUUGGAUAACAUCAAAGGCUACAACUGAGAAUGCAUUUGAAGUUGUGGUGGAGGAAAUUAUGACACGGAACCCAAAUUCCCAUCAAUACCUCAUGGAAAAAGAUCCCAAGACUUGGUCAAGAGCUUUCUUUCAACCUGGCAGGUGUUGUGAUGUUGUUGAGAAUAGAUUUUUUGAGAGUUUUAAUGUUGUAAUAGUAGAUGCCAGGAAGAAGCCUAUUAUCACCAUGUUAGAAGAGUUGAGAAUACAUGAUGGAUAG